Molecule: messenger RNA, 1596 nt
Organism: Diceros bicornis minor
Lineage: Eukaryota; Metazoa; Chordata; Mammalia; Perissodactyla; Rhinocerotidae
Gene: HHLA1
Product: HHLA1 neighbor of OC90
Exons: 16
Coding region: 1-1596 (531 amino acids)
Source: RefSeq, a predicted model, not a curated record
AUGCCGGGCUUCCUGCAACACGGUCCUCCGGUGAGGCUAUGCGUGGGCCUCGCAUGUGUCCUGUCCCUUUGGAACACAGUGUCUGCUCUUAAAGGAGACGCCAAGAAGGAAAAGAUUAUGACCUUCCUACCUACAAUAGCAUCUGGCCUUGGAGAAGAGAGGAAGGAAAAGGGGGUGGCGUUUCUCGAUACCACAGAGCUGCCUGCCAGGUCCGUCGAUCUGUCCGUACUUAACCUGACAGAGCUGGUGAAUGGGAUGCUGAACAGAGCUUUAAAAGAUAGCAAGAAAUUCUUCUCUUUGCUGAGCGUUACUUCCUACAGUUCCUUCGCCUUCCACAAGUUUUCUGUGGCCAUCUACAACAUUUCUAACCCGAAGACUGUGGAGCCGGCCAAAUUCCCCACACGGUACUGCUACUGUUUAAACAAUCGGACCAAUGACUUGUCAGAUUUCACAGCCCUACUGGUGGACAUCAUUGGAAAUUCUACCAGCUACCUCACAGAGAUUUUUAAGUCAACCUCCAUCCUCUCAGUGAGUCAGACAAAGGAAUCCGACUGCAUCUUCAUCUGUGUGAUGACGGGAAAGUCAGGAAGGAAUCUUUCUGACUUCUGGGAGAUGGCGGAGAAAUCUCCUGUUAUCAACUACACAUUUACCAGCAGCAUGCCUAGUGUUCUGGGUGAGUCUACCAGGGGGACGGCUGUGACUUCAGAACUCACACCCACAAGCCAGCAAACGCCACCAAGGAGAAGCUCCCCACGCCGAGCCCAAAGCACCGGAGUGUCUGCUCUGAGAACCUCUCCCGGGACAGAGACAACUCCUCCGUCAGAGGAAGAGCAGACGGCGAACACAGACGGACUUCCUGAGCUUCACGCCAGCACCACAGCUAUCCCGGACAGCGCCUCUUCUACCCUCCCAUUCUUGGGUACCAGGAUGGCGGCCAGAACUCCAUGGGUGACAACCAACAGGCAGGCAUGGGCUUCCAUGCUACCUGUGCCCUGGGCUCAGACCACCGGUGAGAAAACACCCGGAGGGCCCCCCUGGGGAACCCUUUCCUCCACCCCGACAUCUCCUGCAGAGGCCGAGGAGGCCGUGAGCACAAGGAGCCUUCCUGGGCCUCCUGUUAGGACAGCGGCCACACCUGGCAGCUCAUCCCAGACCAGCCUGACCUCAGGAACAUUCACUCCUGGCACACAGACUCCGAGUCCAACCAAGGCACCAGCCCCCAAAUAUCCACAAACAGGUGACCUCCCUACAGUGUGGCCUUUGGCCCCCGGAGAAGAGCCAGCCCUGGUCCCAGGACCCCACCAAGUUUCAAGGUGUCCUCAGCCACACCUCAAAGAGGGGGCCGUGACAGCUCCUCCUCUCACCCUGGCCAUCCAGAAGCUCAACCCUUGCCUGAUGGAGCUGUGCCGCUUUUUCCAAAAAUGCCUCUGUAUGAGCCAGCAAAGAGACACCAGGACGGAGGCCAUGAGGUACUGUCUUGAACGCUAUUCCUGGUUUCUGAAGAAUGCAACAUACGUCUGUCAGAGGGUGAAAAGAGUGUCGCACUCACACACCUUAAAACAAAACUGCCUUGAGAAUAUCUGCAAGUCUGUAUGA